AUGUAUUUAUUCCAGGGUGCUCUAAUUUAUGCAGACAUAGAUAUAGAUGAACAUGAGAAUGUGACAGAAAUAUAUCCAGCAGAAGUAGAUUCACAGGAAACCAAAGACUGGGAUAGUACAUUCUUCGUACCUGAUUCAGAUUUAUUCGCUUCAUCGACCGCAUCAAUGACACAAGUUGUGAAUUCCGAUAAAUCACCAGAAGAACAAUUAGAAGAAAUCAAAGAAAUGGCAACAUCAAUAACAAAUGCUAUACAAAGUGAAAUGGAAAAUCUUCUAACGUACGCCUUAAGUAUCACAGAUAAUAACAGCGAAGAUAGUAACAGAAAGAAAAGAUCUAUCGACACACCAAUGGAUAGUACUAAAUUAGUAUGGAGACUUCUUCAACACAUCAAAUCGAAUAACGAAUAUCAAAACAUAGCUAUAGAAAAAAUGAUGUCAGCUCAAGAGAUCGCUGAUAAAUACGGUAUAGAAUUUACUCCUGAUACAGAAAUAUUGUCAGAAUUAGCUGUAGCAGCGAAUGAACAAGCCAGAGAACUAACAUCAAUUCUAAAAGACGCCUGUGAUCUUUCAGAGAAUGAUACACAAUCGAAUAUAUCCGCAAAUGUAGAAGAUAUGCCUCUAAAUGUUGGAUAUAAUCACAUACAUUAUGUAGAUCCUUAUAACAGUAUUUACAAACCAUAUGAAACUCAAAUUCCUUCACCUGUCAGUCAAAAACAAACCUUCUAUGACGCAGUAUCAUAUAAUCCAAUGGAAUAUUAUGGACCUUACUGUUCUAUGGACUCAAACUAUAUACCUUUUGAUGAUUAUGAACCUGAACCAGAAAUAGUAGGUGAAGAAUUCGAAGAAACGAUAUCAUCUAAAGUAUACGUGGAUCAUGAAGUAGAACCGGGUGCGGCGACAGUCAACCACGUUAUGACGUACACGAUCGCGGAAAAAACGCAUUACAGAACACCACAGAUUGAAAAUUUACCACAACAAAUGCAGUACUACUUCUUAUUAGUGUAA
This is a messenger RNA of Papilio polytes (common Mormon), 1005 nucleotides long. RefSeq lists its product as uncharacterized. Bases 1 to 1005 code for a protein of 334 amino acids. The transcript is spliced from 2 exons. Lineage: Eukaryota; Metazoa; Arthropoda; Insecta; Lepidoptera; Papilionidae. The record is from RefSeq and is a predicted model, not a curated record.